Messenger RNA from Poeciliopsis prolifica (blackstripe livebearer), 1053 nucleotides. Its product is annotated as apoptosis-associated speck-like protein containing a CARD. Gene Ontology annotation, biological process: regulation of apoptotic process; innate immune response; inflammatory response. NCBI's taxonomy places the organism in Eukaryota, Metazoa, Chordata, Actinopteri, Cyprinodontiformes, Poeciliidae. The record is from RefSeq and is a predicted model, not a curated record. The transcript has 3 exons. Bases 151 to 711 code for a protein of 186 amino acids.
AUCGUGAUUAUCAGAGGAAUUUGCCAUUUUCGUGAAUUUCAGGAAGUUAUUGUCGAAAAUUCAUUUUCCCACAACACCGAAACGCGUCACGUCAACAGAAACGGACUGGCGUGAGAAUCUGACAUCGGAACAUCUGGAUCAUCCUGAGAAAUGCCUCCGAAAACGGCCAAGAAGAUUUUAAGUAACAAACUGGAGGAUCUGUCAGGAGACAACCUGAAGAAGUUCCGAACAGAACUACUGGACCGGAAGGACGGAGUUCGGACCAGCCAGGUGGAGGGAAAGGACUUCAUGGAGAUUUCAGACGUGAUGAUCAACGUUUACUCGGAGAAAAAAGCGCUGAAGGUGGCGGAGGAGAUCCUGAGAGAGAUCCGCUGCAAUCAGGCCGCGGACGAUCUGGUUGCAGAAGCUGAACAAGUAGGUUUGUUUAGUUCUGCUGGUGGAUCCAGUGAUGGGGAACAUUUUGUGGACAGACACAGGACUGAUCUGAUCCAGAGAGUCACCGCCGUCCCGGCCGUUUUGGACAAGCUCUUAAAAGCCAAAGUUAUCCAGGAUGAGACGUAUGAUGAGAUACUGGCGCUGCGGCCGUCCCAGGUCCAGAUGAGGACGCUGUACAAAUAUGUGAAGGCAGGAGGCCUGGCGGCUAAGGAUCUCUUCCUCAAAAUCCUGAAGGAGGAGCAAAGUUUUCUCAUCGAUGACCUGAUGAAAAAAUAGAUCUAAUAAAAUAGAUCUAUCUAUUUUAAACCGAAUGAAAACAUUAAAAGCAUUUUUAAUGUAGAAGAAUAAAGAGUUGCUUGUUUUGUUUCUGGGGGUUUUAUCCUCUGCAGGAGAAGCAAACCUGUCACAAGACCAGAUUUCUCCUUUUCUCGCUUCCUGUCGCUGGCUGCCAGAACAUUUUAUGAAACUUUAGCUUCUGACACUUUUCCACUCCUUAAAGCUGUGCAGUGAAACGUUGUGGGGAAUCAUUUUAAAAUCAUUUUGUUUCCUGGAUGUUUUCCUCGCAGCGUCGCUCUGGCGGCUCUGCAGCUUUGAUUUUUGAUUUUAAGUCUCUUUGAU